AUGUACAGUUACGUGACUAAAGAGCUGCUGGACCUUGUUAAUGAGAAAUUUCCUGUUACACACGGAGAACAAUCGAUCAUGGGACACAGUAUGGGUGGUCACGGUGCUCUUAUAUGCGCACUGAAGAAUCCUGGUCUCUACAAAUCUGUAUCGGCUUUUGCACCCAUUUGUAAUCCGACUAAAAGCCAAUGGGGUAAAAAAGUAUUCACAGGGUAUUUGGGCGAGAACGAAGAAGAUUGGGCUGAAUGGGAUGCAACGAUUCUUGCAAAAAAAUAUAGGGGUCCAAUUUUGUCCAUUUUGAUUGAUCAGGGCACAGCGGACCAAUUUUUGCAUCAGUUAAUGCCGGAAAAUUUGGUGACAGCGACUCAAGAUGCUGAUUUGACUCUAGUAUUGAGACGCCAGGAGGGAUAUGAUCACGGCUAUUUCUUCGUAGCUACUUUUAUUGAGGAUCACAUCAAGCAUCACGCCAAGAAUUUGCGGAACUAG
Molecule: messenger RNA, 486 nt
Organism: Venturia canescens
Lineage: Eukaryota; Metazoa; Arthropoda; Insecta; Hymenoptera; Ichneumonidae
Product: S-formylglutathione hydrolase
Exons: 3
Coding region: 1-486 (161 amino acids)
Biological process (GO): formaldehyde catabolic process
Cellular component (GO): cytosol
Molecular function (GO): S-formylglutathione hydrolase activity
Source: RefSeq, a predicted model, not a curated record